Molecule: messenger RNA, 7831 nt
Organism: Ctenopharyngodon idella (grass carp)
Lineage: Eukaryota; Metazoa; Chordata; Actinopteri; Cypriniformes; Xenocyprididae
Product: rho guanine nucleotide exchange factor 18-like
Exons: 31
Coding region: 718-4902 (1394 amino acids)
Biological process (GO): small GTPase-mediated signal transduction
Molecular function (GO): guanyl-nucleotide exchange factor activity
Source: RefSeq, a predicted model, not a curated record
AUCACAUCAUCACAUGCACAUGCAAAAGACAUUGGUUUUCCUAUACAGUUUGAAUUCUAACGUUCCGCCAUCAACAUGUUUUGAUCGUAUCACGUCGAAUAGAAGGGCCCCGUUUGGGUGUUCAAGGCCAUGUGUCUGUGCUGGAUGUCAGCAUGAAGAGGAAGUUGUAGCAGUGUUGUGUGUUUUAGGCUGUGGUUAACACAGCACUCUGCUCUUUUCAGGCGUUUCAGCUGGCAUAAAGUUGUGUGUUAGUCUCAGAGGAGGACGUUUUGCUAGUUGUGGAUUCUUGUUUUUUCUCUUUGGACUCUUUGGGCUUCAGAUUGCAAGCCAUGCACUCAACUUCGUGCCCCGGUCUCAGCACCCAGUUCCUCUUCUUCCUUGUCCCCGGCUUCCAUCCCAGAAGACGUCUUCUUUAGCAGUUCUCCUGAAGACAAGAGGAACUUUUUGGCUGAGAGUGACGAGUGCAGCAGUGAGGAGGAUCUUUUAGACCUCUGCUCUUCUCUGAGAGAUUCAGAAUAUUUCAGAGACCUGCAACUCGGAUCCACUGACGAGCCAGACGUGCAACUUACUGUCUUAGCGGCACCUGACAAGGGUCCUACCCCUUUGGUACCUCCUGUGUCCACAUCAGAGAGUGGAUCUAGGCAGGAAUCCACAGAGUUCCACACCCAUCAACUUGACCAGGUAGACCACACUGUGAUUUUUGCUGGAGGGGAAGUCAUGGAUCGCUUGAUUGCUAUCAGAUCUUCAGAGUACCAGGAUUAUCCAGAAUCUGAGCAAGAUGAGGACUCAGACUCGGAUAACUUUCCUAUAUUGGUUCGAUCUAUGUCCACGUCACGUAGACACAGCUGGGAAGCGCCAGUGUCGCCAAUUGACCUGGGCAGAAGAUUCAGUCUAGACACCACCGGCAUUGACAGUGAUGGGGAAAGAGAGGACCAGUGUUUGGCCAAAAGUUCCCAUUUACCAUCUUCUUCCUUCUCCGAAAGCUCAGUGGAAGAAACGACCAGUGCUGUGGAAAGUGAAAGCCCCAAAACACCACAGCCACCCUCACCAGCAAGGACAGUGUAUUCAAGAUCUGAAAUUCUCGCAACUGAAGAAAAAUCGCAAGCUGACAGAGUUUCCCGCAUACUGGAGACUUCUAAACAGGCUGCCAGAGAGGCUAGAGAAGAGCAGGAGUCGGAAGAGGGGCUGCAGUCUGUGGAGGGACGAAGUCAUGUGCUGAUGGUACAGAAAGUUCUACAGGAGCUUAAGCAGUAUCACGGAGCUAAACGCAGAAAUUCAAGCACAGAAAGAAAAGAGGAGAGAGGGAGUGUCACGUGGUAUGAGUUUCUUGAAAUUGGAAAUGAUGAGGAAGAAGAGGAAAGACCAGAGCGUCAGGAAAAAGGCACCAAAGUCAAGCGGACUCUGAGUUCACUGAGGAGCCGCAUGACUGGAUCCUUCAACAAAGACAAAGGUAAGACCCGAGAGAAAGAGCAGCACAAAGAGAAAAGCAGAGAGAGAGAGAAGGACAAAGAGAAAGAGAAAGAGUUGAGAGAGCGUGAGAAAGUGCGGCGCCGCAGCGUGAGCGGCCACCAGCUCGUGCCUGGCGCAUUUUCAAGCUGGGCGACAUGUUCACUGUGCAGCAAGACCCUGCAAAGGAAGCAUAGCCUGCAGUGUUUGAACUGCGCCGUGAACGUCCACAAGAGCUGCAAGAACCUGCUGCCCGAGUGUAGCAGUAAAAGCAAGACAAAAGAAUCAGUGCAAAAGUCGUCAAACACCGCAGCUCAGUUGUAUAGCCAAGCUCUGCGGGACCCCUGCUCUGCUCUGACUCCCAUCAAUGGCUCGUCCCGAACGUCACGCUGUGCUUCAGGUAUGACCGUUCCGCCCAAAGGACACAGCGCCCAACCUGCCGCCUCCAGCAACCCUACAGUCAGCCACAACAGCAGCAGCUGCUCUAUCACAGGAGAGAUGGACGAGGUUGACGGAUUCAGGCUGAAGCGCCCCACUGACGACACUGUAUCUCUCGCCUCCACGGCGCCCGAAUCUCUCAUCGUUGAAGAUGCAUAUUACACCACAGUGCGAGGGGAGCUGGAAGCCAUCGCGCAAGACUUCGAGGUGGAGUCCUGGAGUCUGGCUGUGGAUCAGCACUUCUUAAAGAAAUAUUCGAAGGAGAUGAUGAAGAGACAGGAUGUUAUAUAUGAGCUCAUCCAGACGGAGAUCCACCACGUGCGGACGCUCAAGAUCAUGCUCCGUGUGUACGCUCGAGAGCUGCGGGAGACGCUACAGCUGGACGACAGAAGGCUGGACUGUCUGUUUCCCCAGCUGGACAGCCUGCUGGAGCUGCACAGCCACUUCCUGUCCUGCCUCAGGGAGCGUCGCACAGAAUCUCUACAGCCGGGCAGCGAUCACAACUAUGCCAUCCAUAAAAUCUCAGAUAUCCUUAUAUCCCAGUUUUCUGGAGAGCUUGGAGAGCGAAUGAAGGAAAGUUAUGGGGAUUUCUGCAGUCGGCACACUGAGGCUGUCAACUACUACAAAGAGCAGCUGCAGAGCAACAAGAAGUUCCAGAACCUCAUGAGAAAAAUAAGUAAUCUGUCAAUAGUGCGGCGGUUAGGCGUUCCAGAGUGCAUCUUGCUGGUGACACAGCGAAUCACCAAGUAUCCUGUUCUUCUGGAGCGCAUCCUGCAAAACACCGAAGCCGGGACAGAGGAACAUGAAGGAUUAGCACAAGCUCUCGGCCUAAUCAAAGACACCAUAGUUCAGGUGGACUCCCAGGUCAAUCUCUACGAGAAGGAAUCACGGCUCAGGGAAAUCACCUCCAAGAUGGAGCCCAAGUCCCUCGGGAAAAUCAAAGAUGGACGUGUCUUUCGUAAGGAGGACCUUUCUCAGGGCCGCCGCAUGCUCUUGUUCGAGGGCAUGGUAAACUGGAAAUCAGCAUCUGGUCGCCUCAAAGAUAUUCUAGCUAUACUUCUUACCGAUGUUCUCGUCUUGUUGCAAGAAAAGGAUCAGAGAUAUGUGUUCUCAACUGUGGACAACAAGCCAUCCGUUAUUUCACUGCAGAAAUUGAUUGUGCGAGAGGUGGCUCACGAAGAGCGGGCCAUGUUCCUCAUCUGCGCCUCCUCAAACGAGCCCGAGAUGUACGAAAUCCACACAGCCUCGAAAGAAGACCGUAACACGUGGAUCACACAAAUCCGUCAGGCCGUGGAGAGCUGUCCACAUACAGAAGAGAGAUUGUUUAGUGAGGAAGAGGAAGCCAGAGUCACCCGGUUCAGAGAGUUUCAAGAUCGGCUGACGUUAAAGGAUGCUCAGAUCGUCCAGAGCCUCACAGAGAAGCUGCAGUUGUUUGCAGAGCUGGCUGAAUCUGUGGCCGGUCUAGAAGACACCAGCUCUUGCUCCCGUCUGCUACUGCGGGGCGAUGCCUCUGACCUCCAGCAGGGGGAGCAGCUGCUCAAAGGAGCCAUUACUGAAGUGGAGAACCUUCAGAACCUCCUGGCAUCUGGAGCUCGGGAAACAUCUCCACAGACUGAGAGGAACCAGAGUCCGUCCUUGAGUCUGCUGCCACGCAGAGCAGACACCUUUGGUGGAUACGACAGCAUUGCUACCAUACUGCCUAAGAACGGCAGUAUUAAGAAGAAGGUUCCCAGAGCGUCCGGCAGGACCAGAGACCGGAGUCAGAGGGCCAGCUCAGAUCCGCUGCUCAAAGAGGUCUUCACGUGUCUGGACCAGGAUGAGCCGGACGAGGCCUCCUCACCUGGCUGCCACAAAAUGCGGUCCAGCUGUAAAUUUCCAGAGUCAGAGUUCUAUGAACGAGUGCUGCUGCUGUCCCAGAGGCUCUACAGUUUACAGGCCAUAAUUUCUCAGCAGGACAGCCACAUCGAGCUCCAGCGGUCCUCUCUCCUCACCGCCGAACGGGACCGUCCCGGCAGCCGGAACCGCGGCACCGACGUGCUCCUGGAGCAGGAGAAGCAGCGCAACCUGGAGAAGCACCGCGAGGAGCUCGCCAACUUCCAGCGGCUGCAGAGCCAGCAUCGGCAGGAGCAAGCGCGCUGGGAACGGGAGCGGGAGAAGCAGCGGCGGCAGGCCGAGGCCGACCAGCAGCGGCUAAAGGAGAGGGAGGAGGAGUGUCUGCGGCUGGAGGUGCGUUUGGCCGAGGAGAGGCAAGAACUGGAGAGGCAAAGACAGACGUACCAGCAAGACCUGGAGAGGCUGAGAGAGUCCACACGUUCAGUUGAGAAAGAGAAAGAACGGUUGGAGCAACAGAGGAAGUUGAAGAAGCACAACACGGUGCCGAAUACGGCAGCACUGUAUGCACAGGAAGUUGGACAGCUUUCCAUUUCCUCCAGCUUCAACGGUGAGCUGCUGUUUGGUGGAGCAGGGGACCAGACGCUUCCUCAGAAGUCAUCCCUGAGGGCCACUCUCUCCGCAUCCCCUGCCGACUACCCGGAGCGUCCCGAAGUCCACUCGCGCCGGGAGAGCUCCUGCAAUACCCUGCCGGCCAAGAUAGAGGUUCCCAUCCAUCUCAUCAGCACCACCAACCAGCAGCAAAGGUACGGCAGCGUCCAGCAGAAGAUACCGACCAAACUUGCCGCCCUCAGCAAGGGCAAGGAGAAGAGCGGGAAGGGCAAGAGUUGGCAACGCUCUGUGAAUUGGGAACGCACCGUGAGUUCGGCUUCUAUUGACAUGAAGCCGAUGCUGCCCAUCAAGCUGUCAGCGAGGGAUUCAGAUGGAGGUCACAAAGCACGCCGGCCCAUCAGCCCCAACCAACCACAACAUUCGCACUCAGAUUCCCUCAGCCCUCCAGACGCUUAUACAGACGCCCAGUCCAGCCUCGUGCCCGCCGCUCUCAAAAGCCACAACCAGACCUCCCAGCACAACCUCCCGUACACUGUUAGCGAUGAAGUCGUCAAGGAGGACGUUAUCUUUUUUUGAGCUCCGCAUGGCAUCCGAUAGGAUGGGUUGUGUUGACAUUUCGGCCGGUCUUAUGAUAUUUUACUUAAGGAACACGUUUUAAUCCUGUCUUAACUAAUAACAAGAUUUAUUGCAGCCUGUAAAUACAACGGGAAAAGUGUUUUAGUUUGUACGAAAAAAUAAAAAAGUAUGUCCAGAAAACCCAAAGACUGUGACGGACAGCAAGUGAGCUAAGUUAACUAAGGUGGACAAUUCUACAGCAUGCGAUCCGAACGGACGAUAUGAAGGAUAAUGGAUGUUUUUUGGUGGCUUGUUGUGGUGAGCAAAUUUGCACAGCGUCAAUGUCCCAUUUCAUUUCAAACACUGUAUUUGGGACGACAGAUGGAUCUGUUCGGUUUCAGUUUAUAGUUAGUGCUGUCGUGGUCACUCUAUCAACAAAUAGAUUGAACGUUUUGAAAUUUAAGUAACAGGUUGUUCACAUACUGGUUUAUCCUGUCCAAGAUAUUGUAUUUUUGACCGUACACUGUAUACAUAAUUUGCUUGAUUUUAACCUUGAUUAUUUGAUUGCAGAAAAGCCAGCUCCAUUUCAGUGGUCGUUUUAUUCACAUGGUCCGUCUUUUUAAAGAUUUCUUCCAAAUGAUCAUACAAGAAUAAGCAGCCGACGUGAAGAGAAACCAAGAUUUUAUUAACCAACAUUCUGUUUUUAAUGUUUAUAUUAGUAGGUCUUCAAAGAGAAGUGAGCAAAUUAUCUCAAUAUUUUGAGAUUACAUUCAAAUUCAAAUAAGCUGAAGGACAUAAAUGUUUCAGAUAAUCAAAAAGUCCAUCUAAGAUAUGAAUUGGUUUGAAUAUAAGCAAUUGAAUCUCACACACACAAAAGGAAUUUUAAGGUCAUUAUUAACCCCAAACAAAUUGAGAGGAAAAUAUUAAGAAAUGAGGGUUACACUUUAUUUUACAGUAUGUGUACUUACCCAAGAAAGUACUGGUAAUAUAAGGUAACUACAUGGGUUAAGGUUAGGUUUAGGGGUAGGUUCAGGGUUAAUACCUAGCUAUUACCCAGCUAUUGUAAUUGAUAUAAUAAGUACAUAGUAUGUACAUGCAGAAACAUAAAGUGCUACCGAAAUGAGGAUCAUUACAGUUUUGGUGCUGUGAUCAUUUUCAUGACAUUUUACCCCCAAACUGUCAUUACCAUAAUGCAGAAAUUCUCAUUACCGUGAUGUGAAGAGAAAAAAAAAUUGUUUAAAUUGUUUUAAAAUUAUUCAAAUCAUUUGAAUAAAAUACAAUUGUAAGUAUACAUCAUGGUAGUAAUUGCUUUACUGUUUUUAAUUUAUGCUAUUUUUAAUAAAAUGGGUAAAAAAUAGUUGUCUGGACAAAUCAAUUUUUCUUACUGUAUUACAGUAAUGAGAAUCUGAUUUGUCCAAAAAAAAUAUAUAUUUUAUUAUUAUUUUGCAUUACGUUAAUGAGAACUUUGGGGGAAAAUGUGUUUAAUUGCACAUUUUCAAUGCAAAUUUUAAAUCAUCCUAAAAUAGGCUUUGUCGUCUAUUUUUAAUAUUUAUUUGGGGUGAAAUAUGACCAGCUCCAUUUAAUAUUAGUGCCAAACAGAGCAGUUCAUUCAGGCAUAAUAGUAGUUUGCCUCUUUUGUCAAAUAUUGUGGUAGAGGUAUACAUUUUUUGUUUUUAACAAAGUUAACUUGGUUUUCUUACACAUCCUAGUUAUUUCCACAUUCAAAAAGGAAUUUUUUUAACAUCGUUUCCUGUAAACAGAUUUACUUUAGGCAUUUCCUCCUUUCUUAUGACCCACAUUCAUUUCAUUCCAUGUCUAAUUUAAGUCCCUAAAGCUGUCAAGUAUUUCUUGUUCUCAAGUCGACCACAGAAACGGCACGUGUGAUGUAAUACUUACUUUGGAUUUCAGAGUAAUGCCGCCAAAGACUAGGACUUAAACCACUUUGUUUCUAAAUCUAACCCAUGAGCUGUGAGUAUCAACUCACUGAACGAUCUCUGACGUUCGUUUCCUGCGACCAUAUGAUUUGUAUGUAUAUGUUGUACAUAGUUUCCUUCUAACAUAGAUGAGAUGUAGAUAUUAUGCAAGGAUGUCAUGUGACCACUGGAAUUACAGGUUAGGCACUCAAUCUGGGUGUAAUUUUAUUUGAUUUCAUUUUGUAGGCACUUUUUUUUUUCUUGAAAAAAAUGAAGUCUGUUAGCCUUAGUGUUUUUAUUUUAGUUUAAAAACUACCCAUAAUGCAUUUCUUUUGGAUCACAUUUCAACUGUUGCACAUUAUUUUUAAAGUUAUUGUUUUUAAAACAUCUGUUUGGUUUGAUAAUCAUCCUACAAUAUUAGUUUCUAGGUCCAGUGCUUUUCCAUGGUGCAAGUGAAGGGAUAUUUUCUCACUGUAGCAGAUCGGUUCUGACCAUCAGUGAAGCAUAAAUAAAUCAUGUGAUGUUGGUGAUGUUUUAAUGAAGUCAAUGAUGCUGUUCAUCUCACUCCUUUAGCUGCAGCGCACUUUACUUCUGAAUGAAUUGCUCUCUUUGAUUUCUUGUAUUUCAAAUUACAAAUGUGAGCUUAAAAAAAUCCAUCAUGUUGCUUUAAAUUGUUACUUGAUCCGGCCGGCAUACAUUGUGACUAGCUUCUUGGUGUCUGUGAUUGUAUGACAUAAUUGUACGAUGUUAUUCCUUUGUGAUAUUGUCCAAUUAUUUCAGAUAUGUCCAAAAAAUAUGAUUUUUCUGUUUCUAGUUACACUAGCCACUUUUCAGUACCAGCAAACUUUAAGGGGACCUCAAGUGUUAAUGUUUCUGAUGUUUAAUGUCUUAAGGAUUUAACACGCAAGGCCAGUGUGAAUUUUUUUUUUUUCCUACCACACCAUUUUACUCUAUCGAAGAAAAAUAGAAAUACUUGUGAACACUUAAAACUGCUGCCUUUAGAAACAUUUUAGUAAUAAAAUGUGAAAAAAAAGUCA